AUGCCCAUUCAUUCUCUCUCUCUCUCUCUCCUUUCACUGUUUCCCCCAGCCUCAUACUCCCAUCUGUGGCUGGAGGCUCAACCUGCUGCAAUUGUGACCCCUGUGGUCAAUGUGACCUUGAGGUGCUAUGCACCCCAACCUGCCUGGAGAUUUGCACUGUUCAAAAGCAGAGACAAGAGGCCCCUCUUCUUCAGGGAAGUGUCCACAGAGCUGGCUGAGUUCUUCCUGGAAGAGGUGACUCCAGCCCAGGGGGGCACUUACCACUGCAGCUACCAGAGGACAGACUGGAGACCAGGUGUCUGGUCCCAGCCCAGCGACGCCCUAGAACUGUUGGUGACAGACCAUCUGCCCAGGCCAUCGCUGGUGGCACUGCCUGGGCCGGUGGUGGCUCCUGGCAUCAACGUGAGCCUGCGCUGCAUGGGCUGCUUGCCAGGUAUGAGCUCUGCACUGUACCGCACAGGCCUGGCGACCCCACUGCAGUACCGCGACUCUGCGCAGCCCUGGGCCGACUUCCCUCUGCUUGGUGCCAGGUCCCCAGGCACCUACAGCUGCUUCUACCACAUGCCCUCUGCCCGCUACGUGCUGUCGCUGCACAGCCAGCUGCUGGUCAUCAGCUUGGAAGAUUUGGGCUCUUUGGACUACAUCCAGGAGAACCUCGUUCUUUUGGGACUGGCUGGCCUGGUUCUCAUUUCCCUGGGCAUAUUGGUUGCUUUUGACUGGCCACUGGGAGCUGCCUGUAGACACCUGGGGCAGUGA
Molecule: messenger RNA, 756 nt
Organism: Jaculus jaculus (lesser Egyptian jerboa)
Lineage: Eukaryota; Metazoa; Chordata; Mammalia; Rodentia; Dipodidae
Gene: Oscar
Product: osteoclast associated Ig-like receptor
Exons: 4
Coding region: 1-756 (251 amino acids)
Cellular component (GO): plasma membrane
Molecular function (GO): collagen receptor activity
Source: RefSeq, a predicted model, not a curated record